This is a messenger RNA of Amphibalanus amphitrite, 2400 nucleotides long. Its product is annotated as SNW domain-containing protein 1-like. Gene Ontology annotation, cellular component: spliceosomal complex. The record is from RefSeq and is a predicted model, not a curated record. The transcript has 6 exons. Bases 16 to 987 code for a protein of 323 amino acids. Lineage: Eukaryota; Metazoa; Arthropoda; Thecostraca; Balanomorpha; Balanidae. Gene Ontology annotation, biological process: mRNA splicing, via spliceosome.
AUAUGUGGGCGGAUCAUGAAUGGAAUAAACGCCAAGAUCCCUCGUGGUCCUCCGUCGCCGCCGGCGCCUGUGAUGCACUCUCCGACACGGAAGGUGACCGUCAAGGAGCAGCAGGACUGGAAGAUCCCUCCGUGCAUCUCAAACUGGAAAAACGCCAAGGGCUACACGAUCCCGCUGGACAAGCGGCUGGCAGCCGACGGUCGUGGCCUCCAGCAGGUCCACAUCAACGAGAACUUUGCCAAGCUGGCUGAGUCGCUGUACAUCGCUGACAGAAAGUCCCGCGAGGCGGUCGAGAUGCGAGCCCAGCUCGAGAAGCGACUGGCGCAGAAGGAGAAGGAGCGUAAGGAGGAGAAUCUGCGCGAGCUCGCCAAGAAGGCCCGCGAGGAGCGCGCUGGUAUCCGCACGGCCACCGCCAAAGAAGAUGACGCGGUGCGCGACCGUGACGCGCUGCGUCAGGAUCGUCACAAGGAGCGCGCGCGUGAGCGCAACCUGGCGCGCACCGGCAACGACAAGCGCAGCCGCCAGGACCGGCAGCGUGAGCGAGACAUCUCCGAACAGAUAGCGCUCGGUCUGCCGGCCCGCCCCGGCGGCUCCGGGGAGACCCAGUUCGACCAGCGGCUCUUCAACCAGAGCCGUGGCAUGGACAGCGGGUUCAACGACGAGGACGCGUACAACGUGUACGACAAGCCGUGGGGCCAGGGCGCCUCGAUGGCCUCCAAUGUGUACCGGCCGGGAAAGAAUGUCGAGAAGGAGGUGUUUGGUGAUGAUCUGGAGAGCCUGAUGAAGACCAACAGGUUCGCUCCCGACAAGGGUUUCGAGGGCGCCGACCGGUCCGGCGGCGCGCCGCGCACGGGGCCCGUCCAGUUCGAGCGCCAGGAGGAGUUCGAUCCGUUCGGUAUCGACCAGUUCCUCUCCAAAGCCAAACAGGCCAGCAAGCGGCCCGGCGACGAGCGCCGCGACGACAGGGACAAGCGGCGCAGACACUAACGGACAAUGGACGGAUAAGGUGUCAGACGCGGGAACGGAGACUCGGCGGCUGGUGCACGAGCCGGCGCCGGCGGAGGGACUGUCCGCGGCACCCGGUGACUGGAAGGAUCUCUGGCGCGCGGCGGCCGAUCUGGGUUACGACUGGCCGCAGAGGACGGUGGUCGCCGGUCAGUGGUCUCUGGUAAUGGUUAGUGGUCGCUGGUCACUGUCCAGUGGUCAGUGGUCAGUGGUCAUUGGCUAGUGGUCGCCGGUCAGUGGUCACCUGUUAGUGGUCACCGGUCUGUGGUCACUUGUCAGGGACCUGGUCAGAUACGGCCGACCGUGGAGCUGGCGGUGCGGUUGCGUGCUGGCGUCAGGUUCGCCCGCAGUGUCGUGGAGAGCGGUAAGAGCGGUGAGGGCGGUCAGGAGCUGCCGCUGCCGACGCCCUGUGAGUGACCGCCGGUCCGGCAGAGACGAAUGCUGCAUCGCACUGGGUGCGAUAGUGGCGCUGCCAGCGGCAGAAAAUGGAAUUAAGACCUCUGACGAAUAAGGAUGGAGGAACACCGCGUAAUGUCGAGGUCCGUGAAAAGCAGAAGUUACCUGCUUCAAAUGGAUGCUCGCGUAAAUUCGCGUGUAAACGUACAUGAGUCUCCACAGACUCAUGCUGUGGGAGUAUGUGUGUUCGAGUGUGCGUGAGUUGUAUGAGUUCGUCAUCGCUGUUUUUGAUAGUCGUAUAAUGUGGACCCAUUGGUGACUGACGUCUGUGAUCGGGUGCACGAUCGCAUAUGGAGGCUGCCGUGGUCCUCACGUACUACAUCGGAUGUCGUUUUGGUGACGUCAUCCACAGAGGUGCAGUUGUUUGGUGCCAAUCGGCGUCUGUACAAAGUCUGUUGUGUCUUUGAUGUGCAUUCAUUUCAUCAAAAUUGGCCAUUUCUUAUUUUUAGACUCUGCUGUAAACCAUUUCAUAUUAUUGACCUAAAGAAGUGCCUAUCUAUUUCAUUUUUUUUCCUAGCCCUUAAUUACUAUAUAUAUAGUUUGAAAUGUUAUUUCCGCUGUCUGUUUAUCUUUCCGACUCAAUUUUUCCCUUUUCUCCCCCACCCCUAAAAAUUCGAGUCACGCCCGAACACAUUUGCAAACACAUUGGGUGCUCACUGCUCAGGGCUCAGCCGAGACGAGCGCCCAACAAAACAUCCAGCCGUAAGUGAUAGGUCGAAAUUAACGAAAAGUCAUGGAACAAUCUUGGAAAUCGAAGUAGGCGUUUUGCAACCGUCGUUUCACUAUGAAUGCAUGUCAGUGUCUGUGGUAGAAGAAUGGACGCGACGAUGACUUGGCCUCAUUGUUUGCACCAUGUAUGCGUAUGAUCCUGUCUGAUUUGUCUUGCUCGGCUGCGAGCUGUGACGAGACUUUUCAUAUGCCAAUAAACAGACUUCUUCA